AGCGACGUACGUGCUGUCAAGUAGUCGACUUGAGCUGAGCUGAGCUGAGCUUCCGAUGUAAACCCAGGUACUAAUGUAAGCACUAAGGUCAUUUAAGGCCCUGAGUCUAGGGUUGCCACUUUCAAUGCGAAGAACGACGGGACGAUCUUGUAAUACACUGGACGGGUAGCAACUCGAGGUCUUUGGUAGGAGGUGACGCCACCGUGAACAAACAAGCUAGUGAAAGCCGGUCCUUGGCUGGAAGCAGCUUGAUAAGACUGAAGGUCACCUUUGGAGCCCUUUUGAGUACAAAACAUCGGCACAGUCAGUCAGGUGCCCUGUCGCGGCACACCGAGAUCCAGGGAUUUCUACAAAGCCGCAGGUAAACAUGUCCAUGAUCCUUCCUGGAGUUCCAUAGAAGUCGUCUCCAGUAGGGGUUUCACGGGAAUCUGCUUCACGGCGAUUCUUCUCACCUCUUCCUCGUUCCACCAGUUGAUCGUUACCUGUGACCCUCAGCACGGAAAGCCGAGGGACACAAUGGCACGCCGGCCAAGCUUAGCAUCCCUGGAGGAACAGCUACGGUGCCCGGUUUGCCUGGAGUUGUUCACGGAGCCUCUGAUGCUGCAGUGCGGUCAUUCCUACUGUCGGGGCUGCGUCCGGUCCAUGACGGCUGACCAGUUCGGGCAGCUACAGUGUCCCGUGUGCCGCAGCGAUGUCGAUGCCGACAGCCCCCCACUUAACGUCAGCCUAGCUCGCAUUGUGGAACACCUGCAGGAGGCGAGCGGGGCGGCAGCCGCUGCGGCAGAGGGGGGAGCAGAACCAGAAACGUGUGUGGAGCACCACAACCCGCUCAGUCUAUACUGCGAGGAAGACCGUACGGUCAUCUGUGGUCUGUGCGGCAGCAUCGGCGUGCACCGCACACACAAGAUCACCCCAAUCGGCAGCGUCUACAGCCACAUGAAGGAGGACAUUUCUUCUCUGAUGACGCAGCUGCAAACACAGAGGAAAAAACUGGAGGAGCAGAUUUGCAAAAUGGUUAACAACAAGUCACGCAUCACUAACGAGUCGGAUGUCCUGAAGUGGGUGAUCCGCAAAGAGUUCGGGGAGCUGCGGCGCCACCUGGAGCAGGAGGAGGCCGGCUUCAUGCACAGGGCAGAGAGCACUGCUGCCGCCCUGGUGGCCGGCAUCCAGAGGCAGGUGGAAGACAUGACGCAGGUGUUAACCAGGUUCCAGAAGGCAGAGGAGAUGCUGGAGGGGCUGAGCAACGAGAGCCACUUGGGCUUCAUUACGAAAUAUGGAUCCAUUGCCCCGAAGAUCAGGGAGUGCCAGCUGAAUGAGUGGAGAGAGGAGCGUGCCUAUACCUCAGUCACAUUUAAGCCUGGCUUCCACCAUGACGACAUCAAGAUCUCCGUGUGGAAACGGCUGCACAGGAAGGUCCUACCGGCCCCUGAGAGCCUGAAGCUGGACCCCCUGACGUCCCACCCCAUGCUACGGCUCUGCCACGACUACAGGGCCGUGGAGUGCGGCGCCCUGCCUGCACAGAUGCCCAACAAUCAGGAGCGCUUCAGCUACAGCUACUGCGUGCUGGCCAGCCGUGGCUUCUCCUCGGGGAAGCACUACUGGGAGGUGGGCGUGGGGGCCAAGCCCAAGUGGCGUCUGGGGCUGGUCAAAGGCACCAUCUGCCGUAAGGGCAAGUUACCCAAGAGCCCCGAGAGCGGCGUCUGGCUCAUCGGCCUGAAGGAGGGCCGCCUGUACGAGGCCUUCGCCAGCCCUCGUGUGGGCCUGCCGCUCAACGCCCAGCCUGCCAAGAUUGGGGUCUACCUAGACUACGAGAAAGGUGAGCUGGCCUUCUACAAUGCUGACAGCCCCCAGGAGCUGGCCUUCAUCUACAAAUUCCAGGCAGAUCUGCAGGGAAAGGUCUACCCGCUGUUCGACGUAUGCUGGCACGAGAGGGGGGUCAACAAGCACCCCCUGACCCUGCUGCAGCCGCAGGCAACCAAAUAGCU
Molecule: messenger RNA, 1985 nt
Organism: Paramormyrops kingsleyae
Lineage: Eukaryota; Metazoa; Chordata; Actinopteri; Osteoglossiformes; Mormyridae
Product: E3 ubiquitin-protein ligase TRIM50
Molecular function (GO): protein binding; zinc ion binding
Source: RefSeq, a predicted model, not a curated record